UGGCGACGCUCACUAGACGGUCACACUCCGUUCAUAAUAUACAGCGAAAAAAGUCGUGCGUGCGGGCGAACGCCACAAAAUAAUUAAACACUCCCCGAAUAACACAACUAAACUAGUGCAAAACUAACCGACAGUGUGCGCCAAACUCCGCGUUUUCGAUGUAAUUAAACAGAAUCCUAGAGUCGUGCGUUUAAUUCAGCAAGCUGAGCAGUAAAACAGCAAAAGCAAAGCUCCGAGGCGUUGGCCAAAAAGAAGAAAAGCGAAAAAAGAAACGAAGAAACGCAGUGGAAAAGGGAGACGCGAAAGAAAAAAAAUGCAUACAGAAGGAGUGGUGGCGAUUUUUUAAUCAAAGCUGGCAGAAAAACAAAGGUUGUGGCGUUUCAAAUAAGACUCAAAAAUAGGAUAAAAAAAUAUACGAAUUAAAUUUCAAUUCCUGUGUUAAGAGCUAGCGAAGCAACUAACAUUCCAGUUAAGUGAACAUGUUUUUGGCCAGCAUAAAACCAUAAAAUCUGCCGAGCACAUUUUCCCCCGCUCGUGAAACCUCGCACACAUAUACACACCCACACACGCACGCAUAGGAAAAUCGCGAGAAAACCGCGUGAAAAACCAUGUCCAGCUGGGCAGAACGCGUCCAUAGGCGUGCCGCGGAUUUGGGCAACGUGGUGACCUCUUGCGGCCACCCCGCCACCGCCCCGGCCUAUCCGUAUCGCCUGGAAAAGGUCAAAUUCGGGGUGCCACUGGAAGAGGUCUGCAAGCACAACAACAACAUUCCCGGACCCCUGCUCGUCCUGAUCCUCAAGCUGAACAAGGAGUCCCCACAUCGUCGGGAUGUAUUUCGCGCCCCCGGACAUCAGGGCGCUAUGAAGAAGCUCAUCCACUUCCUGCAGGCCGGACGACUGGUGAACGUGGACAACUAUUCGGUGUUCACCAUCGCCAGCGUUCUCAAGAAGUUCCUGCGCAAGAUCCCCAAUGGAAUAUUCGGGCGCAGCGGCGAAAUGGAGCUAUUCGCCAUCAACGAUCUGCAGAACGAAGUCGAGCAAACGGAGCGACUGCACAGACUCUUCGGUUCGCUGCCGAAAUACACACAGCAUCUAUUAGUUUUACUGUUCGGCACAUUCCGGGUCAUAGCGAGCAAUGCGGCCCACGCCUCCACCGGAAUGACCAGCGAGGCGCUGGGCGUGUCCGUGGCCCCCAGUUUCUUUCAAUCCUGCGUCAGCGAUGGCAAGACCGCUCGCAUGGAGGAUGUGCUCAAGUUUAAGGUCUCUACCAAGAUCAUGCAGAAUAUAAUUGAUAAGUUUGCCACACACGACAUUUUUGGGCGUGAUAACUACGAGUACUACGCCCGUGUCACAGGACGCAUUCUCAAGGUGCAGGACGAGUGGAUAUGCAGCUUUCAGUAUCCACCACCGCCACGUGGCAAGUUGGCUCAACAGAAAUACGCAUUGCAACAUUCUUUGGAGGCGGAGAAGACCUGGCUGCAGUGCCAAUGCGAGCGUUGGGGCUUACUGGCCCAGGAGGAGUCCCGCUCGACGCCCGCCCUGCUCACCAGUUCCAGUUCGGCGUUGGAGAACAGUGUCCUCUCGCUGGGCGUUUCGCCGGAGCACUCGUUCAUCGAGAGCUGUGCCCGCCUCUCCGUUUCGCUGGAGGGACCUGGCAUCUUCGCCAUGACCUCCUCCCCGCUGCCGGCGAAGAGGAACGGCAAUGGCAAUGGCAAUGGCAACGGCAACGGCAAUGGUAAUGCCACGGACUACGACUACGAUGACUAUGCCGACGACGAUGAGGACAACGAUGAGCUGGACGGAGUUCAUGACUUUGGUGCCGAGUUGGAGAUCAGCAGCAUAGCCCCGCCGCAGGGAAGUCGCGGCAUAUAUCGCCACAAGCAGCGGGCCCAGCAGCCACAUCACUACCAACAACAACAGCAACAGCAGCAGUUGCAGCAGCAGGUACAGCCGCAUCAGCGGGACUACGAGGACGACGACGACGAGGAUGAGGAUGAGAUGACCUUUGUGAAGCGGCGCUAUCGACAGAACAAAAAGAAACCGGCGCCGCCGAGCAGCAGCCAGCAUCAGAGGCGGUUGCGCACGGGCACCAAGAGCCUGGACGGCGGAGGUGGAGGAGGAGGAGAAAGGCGUCCGAGCUUGGGAUCGGUAUCGGGAUCGGGAGCACCAGUGGGAGCUCCGUCAGGAACAUCGGCUGGCAAUCCCACGCCGCCCAAGCUCAAGCAGCGAACCUGCAGCCGCUGCAAUCGGGGCAUACGACACAGCAGCUCAUGCAGCUCCAACUCGGCCGGAGCAACUGGCUCCAACUGCGUCGGUGGCGGCAAUGGCGGAGCUGGAACCGGAAAUGGAGGAGGAGGAGGAGGAGCCGAGGGCGGCAUGACCAUGGAGGAGCUGAGGGCCGUCAACCGAUAUGCGGAGAGCACCAAGAGCCUCUCGUAUCUGCCACAGGUCCAUGAACGCCAAACCGCACGCAUGCGCACUCGCUCCGAAUGGUUCCUGGGUCCCCGGGAUGCGGUGGUCACGUUGCAAUUGCCGGCGGACACGUGCAGCAAUUGCUGCCUGGCCGCGGCCGCCGGGUAUUUGGGCGGCGGCAGCACAAGGGACAUGAGACAGGCUCAAACGGAAGGCGAGAGGAAUCAGGCGGCGCUGCUCUACCACUUUUAUCGCAGGCAGCAACAACAGCAACAACAGCAGCAGCAGGAGCAACACUUUGACGACAUGAUGGACACCGAGGACAGCUACGGACAGCAGAAGGAGCAGCAGCAGCAGCAGGAGCAGCAGCAACAGCAACAGAUACAUUCCAAGGGCCUCUUAAGGCCACCGCCCAUGCAACAUCAGCAGCAACAUCAGCAACGUCGCCUCCUGCUGGACGUCAAUUCGGUUGGCAACAUCCGUUUGAGUAACAGCGCCGAGUCCAUUCAGUAUGCAGCCCGACGACCGGUCGCCAGUCUUGGCCUCAACUCCGGCCUUGGAGGCGUCACUACCACCACCAGCACCCACAAUCCCACCACCCGGCGGCUGCUCAUCAGUGUGCCGCGCCAGUAUCGAUCCUCGCUGCGGCGCAACAAGGAGAAGCAGAUCGGCGGCAAUAGUCAGAGCAACAGUAGCAAUAGCCUGGGCAGUGAUCAGUUGACCGGCAAUCCUGGAGCAGCUGCAGGAUCGUCCGGUGUCGGUGUUCCGGUGCUGAACAAGCCCCUGCUGAUGGUCGGUCUGCUACCAGGCGCCGAGCAGCCUCCGUCGGUGCGGAAUUCCAUUGCCGAGUGCGGCAUCUCCACGCCGGAUGCCAUGGAUGUGGGUGUGGAGUGCAGCACCACGCUGAGCUUCAAGCCGCCGCGGCUGUAACAAGGACAACCGUCAAUUGAACCGAGAGCUGCAGAUUCCCAGGACAUCUGGCAUAAAACUACUCUAGAUUUAACCAUUUUUAAGUGAAAACAAUUUUUUAAUACGUAUACUUCCCACACAAACAAAUACACAGAAAAACGGGGUAUCGAAUCGAUCUCUGGAGAAUUAAGGAAAUCAUAUGUUAAAAAAAAAGUAUAAAACUGGUUGGUGCAGCAGAAAUCUUGCAGGAGGUCUGCUGAAUGCUUAAUCCACUUAGAUACUUGAGCAGCCGCUGCACCGUUUACAUCCAAGUUUAUCUUUCAAUAACCACUGAUAUUGUUAAAUCUCUAGAAAUUGCCGUGAGAACCCAAAAACAUCAUAUAUGUUAGGUUAUGGUAAAUAUAUGUAUUUAAUGUGUAUAGCAAGAAAAGGCUGAUUUUCUUUAGUUAAACAAACAAAACAUAAAAAAAACCAUAAAAAACGAACGAAUUAAAAGAAGAAAUGUACAACUUAAACUAACUAUAUAAUGCAACAAAUUGCCAAAUUUUAUUCAUUUCGUUGUGUGAAUUAGGUUGAUUUUACUUUAUGUUUUAGCCAAGAAUCUCCUAAACUUAAACAUUGUCAAGGUAAAAAUAAACGAAGUUUUCACCUGAUCGCAAACCGAAACAACGAUACAAAAAAUAGAAGAAUUUCUUAGCUCUGUAACAUCUGAACAAUCCAACCAAUCGAUUUCAAGGCCGACUCUCUGUCUUUUUAAGAACCAUUACAAAAUACUACUUAUAAGCUAUCCGAAAUUUAAACUAAUCAAAUGAACAGAGCCCCUUAAAUGCAAUCAUAGACCCAAACUAACUACUACAGAUUUACAUUCAUUUUUGAUACAGACAAGUACAAAAGCAAAACUAAACAGAAACCAAUCGAAAAACAUGUAAUAUAAAUUCAACAUUAUUCUUACAAAGAUAAAAGCAACAAAUCGUAGCAUUUAAUAUAUAGUUAAGCGUUUUCAAAUUAUACUUGUAAUUGCGAACGGAAAUCAAUUUCUAAUGAUGUUAUCGUUAAUAGUGCUAUGUGUACAUACAUUCGUGAAUGUCUAUGUGUCCAAAAUAUAUAUAAUAUGUAUAUUUACUACACGAUAUGCAAAAACAGCCCAUCCCGCGGGGAAUCAGAACUAAAAAAAGAAAACUAAAACAAACGAGGUAAUUCCAAUUUAUAUAGAAACCGAUUUAUCGAUCCCUUAACGACUAGUUUUAAAUAGUUCCAAUCCAAGUAUACGGUCUGCUGAAGGUCCCUUUGGACCCGAAGCAGAUCUAUUUCCACUGCCCCGUAAUUUAUAAAAGUUCUGUUUCCUCCUCAUCCCAGACUUGGAGAUUUUUCAGCCUAAAUUGAAAAAUUCUUUGCGAAGUUAGAGAACGAAACAAUUUCCUCGCUGUGUUUUGCCACAUUUGGUGUGUUUGUUAAAUUAAAUUUACAUAAUUAAUCUUAACGUUAGCUAAGGAAAUAAAAAUAAAAAACUUAUUUGGCCAUUUCAUACGUAGUAUGAAACGCAUCCAUUAAUUAUAAAAACUAGUUCAUAAAGCUCUGAAUGUUGCCCAGAACAUAGAAAUAACAAA
This is a messenger RNA of Drosophila gunungcola (fruit fly), 4927 nucleotides long. It is a transcript of the gene RhoGAP71E, whose product is annotated as rho GTPase-activating protein 20. Gene Ontology annotation, molecular function: GTPase activator activity. The record is from RefSeq and is a predicted model, not a curated record. Lineage: Eukaryota; Metazoa; Arthropoda; Insecta; Diptera; Drosophilidae. The transcript has 7 exons. Gene Ontology annotation, biological process: signal transduction. Bases 609 to 3341 code for a protein of 910 amino acids.